Messenger RNA from Cydia strobilella, 1840 nucleotides. RefSeq names its product mitochondrial amidoxime-reducing component 1-like. The transcript is spliced from 8 exons. The coding region runs from base 105 to 1112 and encodes 335 amino acids. The record is from RefSeq and is a predicted model, not a curated record. NCBI's taxonomy places the organism in Eukaryota, Metazoa, Arthropoda, Insecta, Lepidoptera, Tortricidae. Gene Ontology annotation, molecular function: pyridoxal phosphate binding; molybdenum ion binding; catalytic activity.
GAUGCCUUCAUUAGUCGUGAGCGCGUAACAGCGCGAUACUGCCGCCUCGCGUCUUGAAUUUUAAAUUUGUUUUGUAUUAUUUGUGUAAUAGUCUUAGCGGCGGAAUGUGUAGCUACGCUCCAUACACCACCGCGGCAGCCGUGACCGCCGGCAUGCUCGGCAGCGCGUACUGCGCCUACCACAUCUACCAGCGCAGCAAGCCCAGGAUACCCACCGAGUGGACACAAGUCGGCACGCUUCAGAAGAUAUACACUUAUCCAAUCAAGUCAUGCGGCCCUGUUGUACUUGAUACUGGGGAAUGUUCGACUUUGGGCUUGAAAGACGGGUGGCUGAGAGACAGAGUUCUGAUGGUGAUAGACGAGAAGGACAACUUCAUCACAGCCCGAGCGUAUCCAGAAAUGCUACUGGUGUCACCGUGCGUGCGCAGCUCCGUGCUCACCCUCACACACAAACAUGACCAGAUCCCUCCCGUGCACGUCAACUUGGCAGAGGUGAUCGCGCUACAGAAGCCAAUCGAAGCCACGGUCUGGGGCGUGCCAGUGCCUGUCUUUGACUGCGGCAAGGAGGUCUCAGGAUGGUUUAACAAAUUGCUGGGUCGCCCGUCAAGCACUUUCCGCUUAGUGUACUACGCCACCCAGCAUCCUCGACCACUGAGGAGCAGCACCAACAAAAUCUACAAGUUUACUAAGAAUGAUACGGGCGCACUCCCAGACGAAACUCCGUUCAACUUGAUAAACGAGGCAUCAGUAGAGGAUCUGAACACACGGCUGCAGCUCACGGACCGCGUCUCGCAUCGCUCGUUCCGACCUAACUUCAUACUGCAAGGGGCGCAAGCUUAUGCUGAAGACAAUUGGAAAUUCCUCAAGAUAGGGAACGUCGUGUUUGAGAUCUUGAAGCCGUGCACCAGAUGCGUACUGACAACUAUUGACCCAGAGACGGGCGUUCGUAAUGCGAAUACCGAGCCUUUGGAAACUUUGAAAAGCUACCGUCAAAUCGAAGACCCCGAAGUACGCCGCUCGGCCGGCAACUCGCCGCGCAUGGGGCUGCAGAUGACGCUGCGCUCGGCGCCCGGCGAGUGGGUCAAUCUCAACGACCCUAUCUACGUCGCGUGAAUGUAAGGAGCGUGCGUGAAUUUUAGGGGGCACGGGAACCCACUGUUUAUGUGAAGAGUUAAUGUAUAUAGCUUAAGUUUGAUAUAGAAAUAGACGGACACUUUAUCCUGACAUUAUCAGACUAUAACCGAGUCCAUCUAAAGUAAUCAAAACCCUGCGACCCCUGUGUGCGUUACGCUCCCAAUCUCCUAACUCCCCGCGCAUGGGGCUACAAAUGACGCUGCGUUCGCCGCCCGGCGAGUGGGUCAAACUCAACGAGAUCUUCCUAGGGAGCGUGUGUGGGAACGCCUGUUUAUUGCCUUAGGGCCACCCCACUAGCGUCUAUUGAGCGUCGGUGUCAUAGUCAGCGCUAUGGAAAAUGGCGUCGCUGCGCAGUUGCGCCGACGUUGCGUCGAGUAGCAGUCAUAGAGUUGACCAGACGCCGAUGCUCGGGAGACGCUAGGGUGGGGAGACUGGGGAGGCCCUUAAAGUUAAGUUUAAGUUAAGUAUCGGUGUAAGCCAGAAGGUGGCAGAUCCAACGCGCACGAUUUCUUAAUGUCAUUAGAGAAGUUUGAAUGAAAUUAAAAAAAAAUUUUUGAAGUCUAUGGAUGGAAACUUUUUGCCAAAAUUCAAGUUUUGUUGACUUUCCUCUUUACUGUCCAAGUGCUAACGCAUCUCAUAUUUCCUCCACUAGGUGUCUUAUACCAGCUGGCUUCAUUUUCUACCAUUAUUUUAUGAAAUAUUUUUUA